This is a messenger RNA of Pectinophora gossypiella (pink bollworm), 1497 nucleotides long. RefSeq lists its product as uncharacterized. The transcript has 2 exons. Gene Ontology annotation, molecular function: nucleic acid binding; zinc ion binding. Bases 124 to 1098 code for a protein of 324 amino acids. NCBI's taxonomy places the organism in Eukaryota, Metazoa, Arthropoda, Insecta, Lepidoptera, Gelechiidae. The record is from RefSeq and is a predicted model, not a curated record.
UUCACCCGUGUCUUUGAUUAUCUGGUCCCUAAGAAGCCCUGGCCUUCCGCCCUAAGAAUAUUACAGUGGCGACGAGUUAAAAAUAAAAACGAUACGUGUGCUAAUAAUACGGAAAAAAAAACGAUGUCGAUCGGGAAAUUAGGCGAAUUUGACGUGAAAAGUGGACUAUGGUCGUCGUACAAAGACAGGUUGGAUAUGUACUUCAAAGUCAACAAUGUGGAGGCGGGAAUGCAGCUGCCGACCCUAAUCGCAACAAUGGGAGAUGAAGCGUACGAGUUACUUGUGAAUUUGGCUAGUCCUAAAAAACCAUCGGAGCUCAAAUACGACGAAGCGAGUCAGUUGAUGACUCAGCAUUUGCAACCGACGCCAUCUUCACUCGCAGAAAGGUAUCGCUUCAGACAAAGACGUCAGUGCGCGGGAGAGGACGUGGCCGUUUACGUCGCAGAGUUAAAAAGGUUAUCACGCAAUUGCAAGUUUGGGACUAAUUUGAACGAAAACUUAAGGGAUCAAUUUGUGUGUGGCCUCAGGAGUGACGUAAUCCGACAACGUUUGUUCGCGGAGGACGAUUCAAUAUCAUUUGCGCGGGCAGUACAGUUAGCGAACUCACUAGAAGCGGCGGAAAGGGACGCCGCGAUCGUCGACACGCCUACAGCCGGGGAGUCAACGCAGGCGGUGCAUGCAGCGUCAUCGUUCACGGGCCGCGGUGGCGGCGGCCGGGAGUGGCGGCCGCGCGAGCCCGGCAGCGGGCAGGCGGGGCGCAUGGCAGCGCUAGUCAACAAGUCGCGCGCUCCGCGCCGCUCACAACCUUCGGCGCAAAGGGUGAAUUGUGCAGCCUGCCGAGCUACGAACCAUGGUUACUCUCAGUGUCGUUAUCGAGAGUUCGUAUGCAGCAAAUGUCAGCGCACGGGCCAUUUACGGCGGGUUUGCCCGGAACGUCAAGGAACCCCGGCGGGAACAUCGUCGACGGCCCGGGGCCGGGCGUCGCGAGGAGACGUCAAUUUCGGUGUCGCCGGUCGCGAGUCGAGCGAGGAGGACGGCGGAGAAGACAUCGAGGCGAAUUUAAAUUUGCUGUCGUUAAAUAACUACAGAGCAGUAUAAGGAGCUAUUCAGCGGCGGACUGGGUCGGUACAUGGGCGGGAAGGCGACACUACGCGUGCGCAAGGACGCGGCGCCGGUGUUCCACCGCGCGCGGCCGGUACCGUACGCGCUGCGCGAGCGCAUCGACGCGGAGCUGGAUGGCAUGCUGGCGGCCGGCGUCAUCGAGCCCGUCGACUGCUCCGAUUGGGCGUCGCCGCUGGUGCCGGUCAUGAAGGCGGACGGUACGUUGCGGAUCUGUGCGGAUUAUAAGGCAACUCUCAACCCGGUCUUGCUGGUCGAUCGUUACCCACUCCCUAGGAUAGAGGACGUGCUUGUAGGCUUGAAUGGUACGAAAGUUUUUAGUAAAAUUGAUCUGUCCCAAGCUUACAAUCAGGUGGAAUUAGAUGACUCCAAAUCCUU